UCUAGCUGCUUGUCCGUAGAGAGGGCGGGCCAAAGGCCGACGGAAGUGCCCGCAUGUUGUUGCCGGAAGUAGGAAGGAGGCUGUAAUGGCGGCUGCGACUGAAAUUGAGGUGCCGGCGGUCGCGGCGGAGGACAGCGCGGAAGGGCCCGGCUUGGCGGCGGAGGAGCUGGCGGCGCAGAAGCGUGAGCAGAGACUGCGCAAGUUCCGCGAGCUGCAUCUGAAGCGGAAUGAAGCGCGUAAGUUAAAUCACCAGGAAGUUGUGGAAGAAGACAAAAGACUUAAGUUGCCUGCAAACUGGGAAGCCAAAAAAGCUCGUUUGGAGUGGGAGCUGCAGGAAGAAGAAAAGAAAAAGGAAUGUGCAGCGAGAGGGGAAGACUAUGAGAAAGUGAAGCUGCUGGAGAUCAGCGCUGAAGAUGCCGAGAGAUGGGAGAGGAGGAAAAAGAGGAAAAACCCAGACCUGGGGUUCUCAGAUUAUGCUGCUGCCCAGUUACGCCAAUAUCACCGGCUGACCAAGCAGAUCAAACCUGACAUGGAAACCUAUGAGCGACUGAGAGAGAAGCAUGGAGAAGAGUUUUUCCCAACCUCCAACAGUCUUCUUCAUGGUACACACGUGCCUUCCUCAGAAGAAAUUGACAGAAUGGUUAUAGAUCUGGAAAAGCAGAUUGAGAAGAGGGACAAAUACAGCCGGAGACGGCCUUACAAUGACGAUGCUGACAUCGACUAUAUCAAUGAGAGGAAUGCCAAGUUCAACAAGAAAGCAGAGAGGUUCUACGGGAAGUACACGGCCGAGAUCAAGCAGAACCUGGAGAGAGGAACAGCUGUCUGAGGAAUGUGCUUAGAAUCUGGAGAAUGGGGCAAAAACCUCUGCUGGAAACUGACAUUUAUUCACCAUCUGAUCAGUUAACCAGAGUGUACGUAGUCCAUACUGUUCCACUCAGUAUUUGAAAUAAAUGUCUUUACUUCCACAUGCACAUGUCCACGUUUUUGUGCUUGGAUUAAGAUGUAUUUCUUGUAGUGUAGUUGUUUUGUAAAAAUCUAAUUUGUAUAAAUUCUAAUUUUUAUUUUUCUAUGUAUUUUAAAUGUGCAUAAUUAAUUAUUCAACCUUUGAAACAUUUUGGGCUUAGAUUGCUUGUGGUGGAUACAGAUACAGUCGCAGCUGCUUUGAGUGUUGUUUGGACUUUGCCAGAAGCUCCAGCUAGGCUUUGGUUCUGGUCAGGUUGAGGACUUAGAAGCCAAGGGUGAAGACACUGGUUCCUGGAUCUCUGGCCCAGUCCACCCGGGGCUGCUGUGACCAUGUCCGAGCAUCAGAUUGUGACUGUCAGCCUUGUACAGUUCUCUUUUAAAGAGCAAUAAAAUGCUUUGGAAUAGAGUCCCUCUGA
Nannospalax galili (Upper Galilee mountains blind mole rat) is the source of this 1379-nucleotide messenger RNA. It is a transcript of the gene Syf2, whose product is annotated as SYF2 pre-mRNA splicing factor. The coding region runs from base 86 to 826 and encodes 246 amino acids. The record is from RefSeq and is a predicted model, not a curated record. The transcript has 7 exons. NCBI's taxonomy places the organism in Eukaryota, Metazoa, Chordata, Mammalia, Rodentia, Spalacidae. Gene Ontology annotation, cellular component: Prp19 complex; post-mRNA release spliceosomal complex; catalytic step 2 spliceosome.